AUGAGCAGGGGCUCGGCGAUGACAUGUAAUCGCACCACAUCAGUUCGACUUGCAGUCAUCUUUCUCGUCCUGGUGGGACUGUUCUUGCUCCGGGACUCAUGGCUACCACAGACCGAUGGCUAUCAAUCGCAAACACCAAACGGCAAGGCUGAGAGACCUAAGCCGGCACAUCCACCCUCACCAGUAGUUCCGCCAACUAGACCAGUGGAAGAAGGCAAGGAUGAGCAAGAAGAAGUUCACACCACAAUCCCGACAGCCAUACCCACAAGCACUCCCUCAACUUUCUACGAGGAAUGCGCCAAGGUUCCUGGCGCGGACAAUGUCCUUGUCCUGCUCAAGACAGGCGCAACGGAAGUCUACCAAAAACUGCCUACGCACUUCGUCACAACCUUCGCAUGCGUGCCCCACUUCAUGAUCUUCUCCGAUCUCGAGCAGACCUUCGCCAAUUAUCCCAUCCACGACGCCAUCGCAGACAUCAGCCCGAGCUUCCGCGAAAAUCACGAUGAUUUCGAGCUGUACAGGAAAUUGCAGACGUAUCAGCAGGAAGGGCAGGAUAUGAGUAAACUGAAAGGAGGCAAUGGUUGGAACUUAGAUAAAUGGAAGUUCUUGCCUAUGUUGCAUAAGGCUUUUGAGUCUGCAGGACCAGAGAUCGAAUGGUUCCUGAUGAUGGAGGCGGACACGAGCGUGAGCUGGGCGAAUCUGUUGCAGUGGCUCAAGCAUCUGGAUCCGAAAAAGCCAUACUAUAUGGGCGCACAGAAUGUGAUUGGCGACACCACAUUUGCUCAUGGUGGGAGUGGUGUGGUGGUUUCGAGGAAGACGGCCGAUCUGAUGAAGGAGCAUCGUCAAAGCGUGGGCAAGCAGGUCUAUGAUGAGAAGUGGGAGGAGUUGACUGCUCAGUCGUGCUGUGGUGAUGAAAUCAUUGCGAGGGCGUUUAUGGAGGUUGAUGUGCCACUUUCGCCUGCUUGGCCUUUGAUUCAGGGCGAGACGGUCGCUACGCUUGACUGGACUGAGAAUCAUUGGUGCACACCUUCAGUCACGUGGCAUCAUGUCAGUCCGCUAGAAGUGGAUACAAUGUGGCAAUUCCAGUCAAGUUGGGUGGACGCAAAAGGCUGGAAGACACCAUAUCUCUACCGUGACGUCUUCGAACACUUCGUCUCGCGCCACGUCAGUGUCAACCGCACGUCCUGGAACAAUCUCAGCUCUGACCGCAAGUUUGUAUCUGCGUCACUCGCCAGCCAUGAGGAUGAGGAUUACUAUCAGCUGAAGGACUACGAGCAGCGAGCAGUCGAGUCAGCCGACGCAUGCGCAGAAGCUUGUUUGCUGAAGCGGGACUAUGAGUGCGUGCAAUGGAUGUGGACGCCGGGUCGAUGUCAUCUGGGCAAAGAUAUCAGGUUCGGCAAGAGUGAUGAGACCCAGGACGAGCACUGGACUGCUGGGUGGUUGCAGGAUAGGCUGGUGGCGUUCAAGGAGCACUUCGAGGGCUGUAAGGUCAAGUGGCAUGGUGCUGGAGCCUAG
Molecule: messenger RNA, 1515 nt
Organism: Recurvomyces mirabilis
Lineage: Eukaryota; Fungi; Ascomycota; Dothideomycetes; Mycosphaerellales; Teratosphaeriaceae
Exons: 2
Coding region: 1-1515 (504 amino acids)
Cellular component (GO): membrane
Molecular function (GO): N-acetylgalactosaminide beta-1,3-galactosyltransferase activity
Source: RefSeq, a predicted model, not a curated record